This is a messenger RNA of Tarenaya hassleriana, 884 nucleotides long. RefSeq lists its product as uncharacterized. The record is from RefSeq and is a predicted model, not a curated record. Bases 108 to 650 code for a protein of 180 amino acids. NCBI's taxonomy places the organism in Eukaryota, Viridiplantae, Streptophyta, Magnoliopsida, Brassicales, Cleomaceae. The transcript has 2 exons.
CUUCGUCCACAUCAACCAUAAACUCACAAAAAGCAAAAUCAUAAGAAAAAUUAUUCAAAAACCAUUGUUGAAGAAACAGAGAAGAAAGAGAGACUCAACAAGCAAGCAUGGCUAUAACACCUCUACGCCUCACAAACCCUUUCCCAUCACCGCGCCAUCUUCCCGCCACCAUCAAACUCCGCCAUAACCAUUACCAGAGACCUUUCACCCUCUUCGCCACCGACGUCGAGUCCUCCACGGUGGAGACCCAACCCGACCCGGACCAGUUCGAGUCCCGCCUCUCGAAGAUCCGACUCCGAUACCGAAGCGGGACGGGGAAAAAAGCCGAGGUGAGAAAAUCGAAGAGAGGGACGACUGGGUCGGCGAAUAAAGGGUCAGGGAUGUAUUUGCCGCCGGUGGAUCUGAAGGAAUCGAUGUCGGGAGGGUUGAAGGUGGAGUUAGGGUUUAGCCCUUACAGCGAAAGGGUGAACGGUGGAAUCGCGGGAUUGGGGCUUGCGGCAUUGUUGCUGGUGGAGCUGGCGACGGGGAAGAGCGUGUUGAAUUACCACACGUCUGCGAUCGUGUUGAUUCAGAUUUACUUCGUUGCUGCUGUUUCUGCUCUGUUCAUCAAAUACGAGAAAGAGAAAGCCAGUGUUUGGCCCAAGGACUAACGAGGGUAUCGAUUCUCCUCAUCGCUUAAACCACAGAUCAGACGAUCAAAUGAACAAAUCCAACGAUAAACCAAACCAAAACCAAUAGAGACGGUGGCGCGUGAGACAACGCGCAAAGACGGAGAAGUUGAAGACGCCGAUGGAGACGAAUCACGAGCACGAGGGGGUCAUCCCCACGUGUCGUAGCCUUUUUAAUUAUCACAAGUGGAUUAUGCUAUGUAUUUGUUUCAAUAA